GGUAUAUAUCUAAAUAGGAGAGAGUAUAUGGGAAAGGAUACUCAUUGAUGCUGGAAAUAUUUAAGAAAUAGAAUAAGUAAGAGAAUGGAGACAAUGAAAAGUGUCGGGAAAAAAGAGAGUGUGAUGUGCUAAGUGGAGGAAAGGAAAGAGAAAUUAGAAAAAGAUUGUUGAUUGCUGAUGUUCUAGUCUUUAAGUGGUUUUUUAAAAGUUUUUGUUUUACGACAACAGUUUUCUCCGUCAAGUCAUGUCAUUCUCUCUCCUUCCUUUUUUUUCAUACUCGCUCCUCUCACACACUGACUACUUCUCAGACUCACCCUCAUCUUCUGCCAUACAACAUUUUCUCUCUCCUUUUCUCAUGUUUUUUUUUCUCCCCUUUUUCUCUCUCUUCCUUUUAACCCUACUUUGAUUUCUUCAUUCAAGCGGCCUUUCAGCCUCUUCUCCGCCAUUGAAACAGCUUGAUAGGUGCAUGAUGAGGAGUUUGAGGCAAUUGGCAAUGACGUUUGCACCUCGAGAUGAAGGAGAGGCAGCGUUGGACAACUGAAGAGGACGCGUUACUAAGUGCAUAUGUUAAGCAAUAUGGUCCAAGAGAAUGGCAUCUUGUCUCCCAGCGAAUGAACACACCUCUUGAUCGGGAUGCCAAGUCUUGUUUAGAAAGGUGGAAGAAUUACCUAAAACCCGGGAUUAAGAAAGGUUCACUCACAGAGGAGGAGCAGCGCCUUGUAAUCCGUCUCCAAGCCAAGCACGGGAAUAAAUGGAAGAAGAUCGCUGCUGAGGUGCCAGGGCGUACUGCUAAAAGACUAGGCAAGUGGUGGGAGGUGUACAAGGAGAAACAGGAGAGAACUAAAAAGGAAAUCAGCAAGUGUUUCGAGCCAAUUGAAGAGGGCAAGUACGACCAUAUAUUGGAAACUUUUGCCGAGAAGCUAGUGAAAGAACGGACAUCCCCUGGGCCAACGUUUAUCAUGGCAACUUCCAAUGGCGGUUUUUUACAUAGUAGUGAUCACCCCCCUCCCCCUGUGCCCCCUCCACCGCCAGUUACUUCUACCACAGCGAUGCUCCCUCCAUGGCUUUCAACCUCUAAUGGAGUGAGGCCCCCAUUUUCUCCUUCUGUUACUUUAAGUCUCUCGUCUUCUAUUGUCCCUACGCCUGCCCCAACUGCAGUGGCUUGGCUUCCACAAGAAAGAGUACCCCAUAAUAUUGAUAACUCCCCUCUUACUUUGGGGUGCUUGCCAUCUUGUCCUGGGGCACUUCCUGAGCAGAUGAUCAUGACGGAGCUCAUGGAUUGCUGUAGAGAAUUGGAUGAAGGGCACCGUGCUCUGGCAGCUCAUAAGAAGGAAGCUGCAUGGAGAUUAAAUAGAGUGGAGCUUCAACUAGAGUCAGAGAAGGCCAGUCGAAAGAGGGAAAAGAUGGAGGAGAUUGAGGCAAAGAUAAACGUUCUCAAGGACGAGCAGAAAGCUAGCAUCGAGAGAAUCGAAGCAGAAUACCGGGAGCAGCUUGCUGGGCUGCGUAGAGACGCUGAAGCUAAGGAGCAGAAGCUGGCUGAGCAAUGGGCUACUAAGCACAUGCGGAUUACAAAGUUACUUGAACAGAUGGGCUGCAGGACUCGGGUCUCUGAACCAAGUUGAUUUUCUGGAGCAAAAUGGAAUAAUAUGUCUAUUAAACUACAUAUUGUCUGCUUGUUUGCAUUGCUGAUCAAUUGAACAUUAGUUUGCAUUUUGUGCACUUGCUGUGUUUGCAUUGAUUUCAUUCAACCAUACUCUUGAUUCAUCAGCUACCAGGUCCUGUAUAAUUGUAAGAGAAUGGUGCAACAAGAGAGCAGAAUUACCUCCUAAUGUAGCUGCAUGUCAGCAGCUUUGAAAAGUGAUCUUGUUGAUUGUGAGAAGUUUUGUCUCUCUUCUAUCAAUUUAUAAAUGCUUAAAAAUUGUUUCUCUUUA
This is a messenger RNA of Chenopodium quinoa (quinoa), 1931 nucleotides long. Its product is annotated as transcription factor AS1-like. Bases 513 to 1622 code for a protein of 369 amino acids. The record is from RefSeq and is a predicted model, not a curated record. Lineage: Eukaryota; Viridiplantae; Streptophyta; Magnoliopsida; Caryophyllales; Amaranthaceae. The transcript has 2 exons.